Molecule: messenger RNA, 306 nt
Organism: Lactuca saligna
Lineage: Eukaryota; Viridiplantae; Streptophyta; Magnoliopsida; Asterales; Asteraceae
Source: the annotation of a GenBank genome assembly
AUGGUGUUCUUUCAGCAGAAAUGGUACAUAAUCAUAUCAUCUAAAAAGUUUCUUUUAAGAACCUUCACAACUUAUGACAAAAAUACACGUUCUGAUCUUUAUGUUGCACUCCCUGUUCUCAGUCAAGGAAAGAAAUGGGUCUUACUAUACAGUACAUGGAGGCAUGGCAUAUCUCUUUCAACCUUAUAUAGAAGAAGCAAUCUUUGCCCUGGCUUAAGUCUACUGGGAUCGAAUGAUACAUUUGUGUUUACAAAUACACCAGGGCGUCCUGUUAUAUAUCGCCCCAUAGGUACUGCAUUUUCUUGA